CUUACAUCCACCCAAGUGGGAUGACCACCAGUUUAGGUGUAAAGAAGUGGAGUCAAUAGUAGGUUAUUCCUCGCAUAUUAUUUUCGAAAUUGUGACUUCUCCCGGGUGUGAUUUGGGUGCUACCGUCUGUGAUGGAAAACACUGCCGAUGACUACAAGAUCCAGUCGUUCGACCUGGACACACAGAUGUUGCUGAAAACAGCCUUGAAAGAUCCAAGUUCAGUGAACCUGGUGAAGGUAUCCAAUAUCAUCGUGGAUCAGUCUUUAAAGGACCGGGUUUUCAGCAAAGAGGCCGGACGCAUCUGCUACACCAUUGUGCAGGCCGAGGCCAAGCAGAACAAUGGCAGUGUGUUCAGGUGGAACAUGUUGAACCGCCUCCAACAGGAGUUCAAGAACCGCGAGGAGAUGAGGGGGCGCUCGCUGCAGGAGUGGGUGUGCUUCGUCACGUUCAUCUGCAACGUCUUCAACUACCUCAAAGUGAACAACAUGCCGAUGGUGGUGCUGGUCCAUCCUGUGUAUGACUGUCUGAUCCGACUGGCCCAACCAGAUGCUCUAAUGAAACAAGAGGAGGUGGACUGCCUGGUGCUGCAGCUGCAUCGCAUCGGGGAGCAGCUGGAGAAGGUGAACAGCCCGCGGAUGGACGAGCUCUUCUUCCUGCUGCGGGAUGGCUUCCUGCUCCAGGAGGGUCUUACCUCGAUGGCCCGUCUGCUGCUGCUGGAGAUCCUGGAGUUCAGGGCCGGAGGCUGGUUGCUCAGCGGCACGGCCCACAAGUACUACUACAGUGAAAUUGCUGACUAGGAUUGUCACGUGGAUAACGGUGCUGAGCAGCUGUUUCUGCAGUUGCGUUAGCCAAUUUUCAAGAGCCUUGGAUUCCUCUCCUUAGUCUCUUCUGAUUUAUAGAACCAGCAAAUGUCUGAAGGACAUUAACAGUGGAGGUGUUUGAGAAGAUGGCGGUUUUAAAAACUGUUAGAAGACUUUUUGAUUUGACUGGAUUCUUCCCACCGUUGGAUCAUGUGACCCAGACAUGGUGCUGUGGAUAUGGAAUGUGCAAUAGUUCACAAGGCGUUGAAGUUAAGUUAACGAGGUUUAGCCACUGGCAGGUACACUUUGUUUGAAAUAAGUUGAAGAUAUUUUUUCUUGUUUUUUAUCUUGCAGGCAUUCCGGUUUUGAAGAAGUAUUUCAAAGUCCAACUUAUUUUUUACCAAAUCCAAAGGACUUGGAACAGACAUUCCAGUAAGAUAAAAGCUGAUUUGGUCUUUGAUUGACUUAUUAGUGUCAUGUGACCACAUUUAAUUGAAAUCGAUAUUUAAAUAAUUUAGUUGCCAAUUUUUUGGGUGUGGAAUUGACCUUUUUACAAAAGGCUUGAAUUUCGGUUUCGAAAAAUUUUCGGCCUACUGCUGUAUUAUGAGGCCGUUUUAAUUACAUAGUGAUGUGUCUUCAGUCAGGGACCUUCUUUUAUUUUAAUUCUGUGUUAUAGCUCAACUAAUGCAUAAAAGACCAAGAGCGUAGAUGAAUCAGAUAUUCAAUACAUUUCUGGAUUCACAAGUUUAAUUUGUCAAACAACUCGUGCCAAUACAACAGCAAUAUGUCUUAACCAUCAUAUUUUGUAUUUAUCUGAAUCUGAAAAUCAUAGGAACUAAAAUCAUCAAAUAAGUGUUGUGCAGUAAAAAUUACAAUAUUUACCUCAAUUGUUCUGUAGCUGAGCUCAGUUUCACAUUCUGUUGGUAUCUUUGUUGACACUCACGGCUUUUGAUUCAGACACGAGCGUUAUGUUACAUCUCUGAAAUGGCAUUUUGAAAAGCUGUAUCUGUAAAUUAUAUGUAAAUAGUUAAAGGUUAAUAUAACAUUGACAGACAGAGCAACCUCAAUGUUAGAAAAGUAUUCAGCCAUGGCCAAGAUUUAGGAAAUGUCCCAUUGUAUUUCCCCAAAUAUUUUUUUAGUCGUUUGAGGAUUUCAGUUUAGUUUGAGAUUUUUCACCUCCUUCAGACCAAGUUGAGAAAACAAAUGUGUUCAACAAUGUGAAAUCAGUCCCUUAAUGACGGCACAGUGCUAACUGCAAUAUCUGUUCAUAUAUUUUAUUACACUGUUACAUUUUUACAUUUCUCAAUUCCAUUUUUUAUGGUUGGGUUGUCCAUGUAAUACAUUUGUUCUAAUAAAUCUUUGAAGUUU
Messenger RNA from Pseudoliparis swirei, 2168 nucleotides. RefSeq names its product MIF4G domain-containing protein B-like. The record is from RefSeq and is a predicted model, not a curated record. The transcript is spliced from 6 exons. Gene Ontology annotation, biological process: regulation of translational initiation. Gene Ontology annotation, cellular component: cytosol. Gene Ontology annotation, molecular function: protein binding; RNA binding; translation activator activity. Lineage: Eukaryota; Metazoa; Chordata; Actinopteri; Perciformes; Liparidae. Bases 132 to 797 code for a protein of 221 amino acids.